GGGCAUGCUUCUUUAGACUACAAUUCGAUGACCAGAGGUCACAGAUUUUCAAGUUGGGCUAAUCCCGCUUCGCUCGCCGCUACUAGGGGAAUCCUGGUUAGUUUCUUUUCCUCCGCCGACUGAUAUGCUUAAGUUGAGCGGGUGGUCUCGUCUGAACUCAGGUCGAACUUUGAAAUCAAAGUGGGUAAGCAGCAGUGUCAAGUCAAAGGCAUCAAUGGCAUGCGACACGAGGUCACCUACCAGCUUGACAGCCUUCCCUCUUUCGAGGGUACAGACUAGUCACCACGUCUAUUCUACAGCAGACUCGCUCAGAGUAAUUACCAAGCGAGACUGCCAGCUCUGCCAGUCAACCCCAAAGGGAGAAAGGCAAGAAGGGUCAACCGACGCUGAGGCAGACGUGCCCUUGGCCGAAGCCUUGGGCGCAAUAUGCGUUCAAAGACUCGAUGAUUCACGGAAUUCUGCAAUUCACAUUAAGUAUCGCAUUUCGCUGCGUUCUUCAUCGAUGUGGGAGCCAAGAUAUCCGUUGUUGAGAGUUGUCUCGGUUGUGAAGAGCAGCUUUACAGAUUGGUCACCGGUUGAAAAGAUCAAUAGAUUCAAUGAUCCCUCCGCAGGUUCACCUACGGAAACCUUGUUACGACUUCUCCUUCCUCUAGAUGGGAGGGUUCAACGAACUUCCCAGCUGCAGGUGGCGGAGAACCACCACUUGCAGCCAGUCCGAGCGCUUCACCAGCACAUCCAAUCGGUAGGAGCGACGGGCGGUGUGUACAAAGGGCAGGGACGUAAUCAACGCAAGCUGAUGACUUGCGCUUACUAGGCAUUCCUCGUUGAAGACUAAUAAUUGCAAGAGUCUAGCCCCAUCACGAUGCAGUUUACAAGAUUACCCGGGUCUCUCGACCAAGGCUGAGCUCGUUGAUUGCAUCAGUGUAGCGCGCGUGCGGCCCAGAACAUCUAAGGGCAUCACAGACCUGUUAUUGCCUCACACUUCCAUCGGCUAGUCGCCGAUAGUCCCUCUAAGAAGCGCAU
Molecule: messenger RNA, 1023 nt
Organism: Rubroshorea leprosula
Lineage: Eukaryota; Viridiplantae; Streptophyta; Magnoliopsida; Malvales; Dipterocarpaceae
Source: the annotation of a GenBank genome assembly